Molecule: messenger RNA, 3142 nt
Organism: Corticium candelabrum
Lineage: Eukaryota; Metazoa; Porifera; Homoscleromorpha; Homosclerophorida; Plakinidae
Exons: 7
Coding region: 32-2992 (986 amino acids)
Biological process (GO): acetyl-CoA metabolic process
Molecular function (GO): hydroxymethylglutaryl-CoA synthase activity
Source: RefSeq, a predicted model, not a curated record
CUAGCAACGUCGACAGCUUCUUGGUCACAUCAUGUCAUCAGAGGAUCGCUUUGCUAGGCUUCAAGAGCGCUAUAAAGCUUUGUCUGCACGUCUUCUAGGUGACAACACAACAAACUCCGACCAUCAGCGGAGGUCCCAAACCAAGACUGCGAGGCCAAAAUCAUCACUUGACGUGCACGGUAGAGCAAGUAGGAGCGAGGAUGAGCACAAUAGACGCCUUAAACUGAUUCACAAUCACAUGUGGCAACAUCGCCAGGAAGGACGUGAUAUGAAGAGAGCUGAAGUUGAAAUGAAGAAGACGCAGACGCAGUUGAAGAAGACGAUCCAGUGUUUGGAGAAGGAGGCCGAAAAGAAGAAGAGGGAAGAGGACUUUGCGUUCCAUACGAAGCAGCUCGCGCUGGCGAAGUAUGAACAGCAAGAUUUGCGUAGUAGGAAGGCUGCUACAGAGGCGAAAAUUCGUGCAACAAAGGAUGCACAUAGAGAGCGGAAUUUGGAAUCACAGAAACACUCAAAGGCUCAGGAACACGAUGAAUUUGUCUACCAGACUCUCUGUCAAUCCCUUGACGUGAAACAAGCAGAGGUGCAACGUUUGACUAAAGAAUUUGAGGAAAAAAUACGUCGCAAAGAAGAGGAACAAUUUGAACUUCAAAAACGUCUUGCAGACGUAGCAAUCAGUGUGAACAUGGAAGCUAGUAAGAGACGACAGCAAGUUGCUGACGAAACACGUCAGCGAUCAAAACAAGUUAUGAAAGAACUACAAGAGAAGGCAGACAAAGAUGAAGCUCUAGACAAAGAGAGAAAGAGAGUCGCGUUAGCAGAAGCUCAAAAUGAGAACAAUAAGCGAAAACUAGCAAAGGAACUGAGACGGCAACGAGAAUUACUUACAACGCAAGUGCGAGAGACUGCACGCCAGCUGUCCGGUGUCCAGACCUUAAUGCAGAAGAAUACUGAUAUGCAGUUGCGUGUGCAAGAGGCAAGUGACCAUGUAAACGCUGAGCAACAGCUAAGGCAGAGUGAAGAGAAGGUACAAAUGGUGGACGCAAAGCAUCAAUCUCUAGUAAAAGCAAAACAACGCGAAAGCCAAACACGGAAUUUGAAAGAGCAAUUUGAGUGGGAAAAACGAAUGACAGAGCGACAGAUUGAAGUAAAACGUAAAGAACACGAAGACAAGAUGAAACACUUGACAAGAGUUGUUCAGAAACAGGAGGAUCUAGAGAGAGCUCUGUAUGAAAGAGUCCGCGAGGCAGAGCUAGCCAGACGUAAGCAAGAUGACAUUAUAAGCCAACUACAAGCCGAUUUGGACACUAAGAAACGAGAGAAUGCAAGACAACUGAAAGAACUGGCAGUACAGACACAGAAGGUUGAAGAGGACAUGAAGCAGCGUAUCAUCAGGGAAACUGCCGAGUUAAGCAAAGCGAUCAAUGAGAAACAGGAGGGACUGAAGAUGCUCACACAGUCGCGCUUUCGAACGCAGGAGGAGAGAUACAUGCUGGAGGAGGAGAAGAGAGAACACGAACGAGUUAAACGAAUAGAAAUGCUCACACUUGUUCAGCAGACAAUAAACACACCCCUUCAUAUUCCCAAUCGUUUCGAGACGUUCACUAUGCCGGUAGGAAGAAGCGGCUGGCCUGACGACGUCGGAAUUCUAGCACUCGAAGUCUACUUCCCCUUCACAUGUGUCUCCCAUACGGCUCUAGAAGAGCACGACGGCGUCAGCAAGGGCAAGUACACAGCUGGUCUCGGUCAGACGAACAUGGGCUUCUGUACGGAUCUCGAGGACAUCAACUCACUAGCCAUGACAGUCGUACACAAUCUGAUGGAGAAGAACGACGUCAAACCGGAGGAAGUCGGACGCUUGGAGGUCGGAACGGAGACGAUUAUCGACAAGUCGAAGUCUGUCAAGAGUGUGGUGAUGCAGCUCUUCGCGGAGAGCGGGAAUACGGGCGUCGAGGGCAUCGAUACAACGAACGCGUGCUAUGGAGGAACGUCGGCGUUUUUCAACGCUGUUGCGUGGGUGGAGAGCUCGGCAUGGGACGGACGCUAUGCGAUCGUUGUGGCGGCCGACAUUGCUGUCUAUGCGUCAGGAAACGCGAGACCGACGGGUGGAGCUGGCGCUGUGGCAAUGCUGAUUGGAGCUAACGCUCCUCUGGUACUGGAAAGAGGUCUACGUGGGACACACAUGGAUCACGUGUACGACUUCUAUAAACCCGACUUAUCGUCUGCAUAUCCUGUAGUCGAUGGCCAUCUGUCCAUUCGUUGCUAUUUGUCGUCUCUCGAUACAUGCUACAAACGUUAUCGAGCGAAAGCGUCGGAUAAGCAUUUCACGUUGGACGAUAUCGACUUUGUCGUGUUUCACUCGCCGUUCACAAAGCUGGUGCAGAAGUCAGUAGCUCGUCUUGUUCUCAAUGAUUUCUUGAGCGACCCGGAACCAGACGGGCACUACCCUCAGCUGUCAAGCCUGAAGGGUCGCACACUUGAAGAUACUAUAUUGGACAAAGACGUUGAGAAACUGUCGGUGAAAGCCAGCCAGGCGACGUUUGAUGCUAAAACAAAACCGAGCACUUUGCUUGGAACACACGUCGGGAACAUGUAUACUGCGUCGCUGUAUGGCGGUCUUGUGGGACUUCUAGCAAUCUCGAGUCCUAGUGACCUGGUUGGUCGACGUGUGGCUCUCUUUUCGUAUGGAUCUGGUCUAGCAUCGUCGUUGUACUCAUUACGUGUUACAUCUGACUUAGCUCGUGCUACCAAACUUGUUGAAAGCCAGGCUCACGUACCUGGUUCAUUGAAGCGGCGGCUAACUGUCAAACCCGCCGAGUUUGAACGUAUUAUGAAGGUUUGUGAAGAAACACAUCAUCUAGCACCAUACACACCGGCUGGGAAUCCCGAAUGGUUAUUUCCUGGUACAUACUAUCUUGUUGGUAUUGAUGAGAAACAUCGAAGACAAUAUGCAAGAAAAGGGACAGUUAGCAAUGUGUUCAAAAACGGUCAAUAGUCAGUCUAGUAUGUUUUGGUUCUGUAGGAGGACUACACCGCAUGUAUGUAGCAGUCAAUGUACUCAGAUAUUUAUGUAUUGUGUAGCUACGUAGAUCUGAUGUUAUUUAUGUACGUACUAUACAUGAAUUAUGGUGGCCUGUACCAAAGG